Molecule: messenger RNA, 638 nt
Organism: Dermatophagoides pteronyssinus (European house dust mite)
Lineage: Eukaryota; Metazoa; Arthropoda; Arachnida; Sarcoptiformes; Pyroglyphidae
Gene: mRpS18C
Product: mitochondrial ribosomal protein S18C
Biological process (GO): mitochondrial translation
Cellular component (GO): mitochondrial small ribosomal subunit; ribosome
Molecular function (GO): small ribosomal subunit rRNA binding; structural constituent of ribosome
Source: RefSeq, a predicted model, not a curated record
UUUUCAUUUCGUACAAUUUCAACCACUAACACGAUCCGCACAUAGAUAACGUAAUCAAAUGAAUUACACAUGCUUUUCAAUUUAGUUUUGAGGAAAAAAAUCUAAAAUGAAAAUCUUAACUAAUCUGGCCUUUUCCGUGUUGCGACAAAAAUGUUGGACAACAUCGACAAUAUUCAAUACUAGUCGCUUGAUGUGUUCGAAAUCAUCCGAACCAAAAUCUUGUCACGAUGAAGAUCUACCGGAUCCAAAUAUGACCAAUCCAUAUCUGAAGGAAAAACCACAGUGCAUUUUAUGUCGUUAUGGAAUUGAAAUUGAUUACAAGAACGUUCGUUUGUUAAGUCAAUUUGUGUCACCAUAUACAGGACGUAUGUAUGACAAACAUAUUACCGGACUUUGUGAACGUCAACAUCGGGCUGUACGAAAGGAACAUUCACGCGCUGUUCGAUUUGGACUUAUGUCCAUGUUUUAUCGCGAUCCAAAAUAUAACAAUGACCCUAAAUUGUUCGAUCCAACUAGGCCUCAACGUGCCAAUCCUUACUAAAUGCAAAGAACAUUGUAGAUUUCAUUUUUUGUAUUAUUUGAAAUUUUAUUAACCCAUACAAAAAAAAAGUAAAAACUAUAAAACUAAUUGCUUGCCA